UUAUAACUGCAUUGUGAUAUCACUCGAGAGACUCAGCAAAUCGCUUUAUCAACAAAAUGCCAAUAAACUACAAAUGUUUGUAUGUAAAUAAGUGAAACCAGACAACAAGUGUAUUGACUAAUUGUUUAUUGAGAUACAAAGGACAUAAGAAAGGUCAAGGGAUUCGUACGUAAUGUUCUAUUCUUCUACAAAUCAAAGUAUUUCGAAAAUAAGCAAUUGCAAUUCUUUUGGUUAUUUUACAGCGUUAAUGUGUAGCGUUAAUGGUCCGUGAACUACAUUAUGCUGAAUUUCUUUCCUAACAUAUGUCCUUGAGAUAGGGAUAACUGGAGAAAAUUUGAAAAUGCAGAUCAUACCGUUCCCUUGUAUUCUUCAAUUGAAACUAGCUGCGUUAAAAACAUAAAGGAUAGCUGUCUAGCCGUUGGCAGUCUAUUCACCUAAACUCCUGGUGAUAUUGUUCUUUACAAGGGAUCAUUCAAGCCUUAAUCUUAAGUCGUUAAGAACGUUUGAGACAAAGUUGAGAUCUGUCGCCGAAAGAAGUUUCGUUUACACAACUCUCAACAACAUGGAGGACAAGGUGUAUCAGGUAAAAGCUGUUCGCUGCACCAGGCCCUCAAGUACACACGAGACGGUGAAAACCUCUACAAGAAUUAAGUCAUUCACAGAUGACCAUCGAGUGAAAUACCACGAAGAGGAUCCGAGCCAGUUUCAAACUGCUAAAGCACGUCGGCCUAGACGACAUACGACAGGAGGACCGCAGCAAAAGGAUGCCAUUGAGAAAGCAAGACAGAUGAUUGCAAACGACCCUGAUAUCGAUUCAACGGCUCAUGAAAGCAGCUUAGGAACAUUGAACCGGAAACAACUUGUUUCAUUAUUGAAGACUAGAUAUGGUGAUGAUAUUGAGAAGUAUCGAUCGCUUAAAAAGAAGGGAGCGGUAGAUGAAGUCGAGCACCGAAAUCUUGUCGAAAAUGGAACCGCAAAGCGGAAAAAGUCCCACACCAUAUUAACGUACAAAACGUCAGGUGGGGUUAAUGGACACGUGCGAAGGAGCAGCACGAGCAGCCAAGAAAGCUCUCAGACGUCACAGGAGAGCUUGAACCCUAUAGCAUCAACGAGAAGUGAAAAAACAACAAAUCAAGUCAUAAGGACCACAAAGGUGAAGCAGUUUGGGCGAACUAGGAAAGCUUCAGAUGGAAGCUCAGUUAUGAGUGGAUAUUCAUCGUACGGCGAGGAACCUCAUGACCAAUCGACUGUGACCCAACGAACUGUCAUAACGAGAAAAAUUGUGAAGCAACCUCAAAAAGACAAUAUCAUAGAAGCACAACAACAACGAUCUCGCGAGGAUGAACUGAAGGAACUGGAAAAUUUGCAGCGUCAGCAGCAAGUACUUGUAACUGAACGUCAGAGCCAAGCCAGUUCUCAACACCAACAACAGAAGCAAGAAGUAAUCGAUCGCGACAGGGUGUUAUUUCUACAAUACAAAGACGAGAUUAAGCGAGUUAAUAUGCCAAAGAGUAUCAGUUCUCUUGAUACACUUAAAGCUCUGUUCGUUACGUCCUUUCCUGGAAAGUUAAGCAUGGUUAGGAUAGAUGAGCGUGGUUUAAUUUACAUAAAAGACAAAGAUGCUGAUAUCUUUUACGAGCUCGAGGACUUGGGAGAUGUAAAAUCUCGUUCACACGUCCAGCUUCGUGAGAAAACUACAAGUUACGAUUCGCUUUCGAGCUCUCAGAACGAUAUGACUUCAUUUGAUAAUCGACACCCACCACCUUACGGCUACAGUACGCUGCCGGUUCGGGGCCGACGGACCAAUGAACGUCAAGAAUAUGCGGAAUCUCUGCAAGAUUUUCAGACACGGCCAAGGUCUGGCUCUGGCGAUUCGCUACGGUCAGAUUCUGUUUUGACUAGGCCAAUGCGACAUUACAGCCAAUCAGCGGAAAAAGGACCAUAUGUGAACAGUGGGUUUUUAUCACCACGGAGCGCAAAAAAGGAAAUUCGCGUAGAAGAGCGGAAUACCUCAAACACACGUUACGAAGUAAAACAAAACAGAAUGGAGCAAGAGGUUCUCAGACAGCCUAUAAAGCUCGCAGAGCCACCGAAGUUAAAGCAGCAACGGAAACCGAGUGAGCGUGAAAAUAAGGGGCCUACAGUUGAAGAACAAUUAGCAGAUCUGACGAACCUCCUUCACACAGCAAUGCAAUCUGACGAGGAGGACAGUGGAUACUCAGAACGAGAUCGAAUGCCGGGCAAAUUGAAUCCUGAUGUCAUCGGAAACUUGGUUGCGUUGUCGGAACAAAAUUACUCUAAGUCACCCACAAAGGGUAGUUGUUACGCGCCAACUGCUCUCCUUGAAGCAAAGAAGCGUGAAGUCGAAGGGCCUGCAGAGGACUUAAACUUUAACUACAGCUCUUACACUAAAACUGUUGAAAUUCCAAGGCAGCGCAGUGAAGAGGACACAGAUAAAGGAUAUAUGCAUGACGGCCCUAAUGUUUACAUGAAAGACAGCAGAAUGAAAGAAACGUACGAGUCUGGCUUGGCUGACUCUCUUUUGAAGUCCCUGCAGAGUCCUACAAGUCCAUCUGGACCCAGUAACGCCUCGUCUAUAAGGAUUUCUGCAAGUAGCUCCCACCAGACACACCAAGCAGGUCACCACCAGCCACACCAAGUGACGUCACCACCAGCCACACCAAGCAGGAAUCCGUCCAGUCGUAUAGCCGUGCAAACAUUGAAAGGCAUGGGCAGUCCAACCAGGUCGCAAGAGCAGCAGCAGUCUUGGGCUUCUUCAACAACAACAACCACAAGAACCAAGGUGCAAGACUCGCCUUUCCAAAUGGACAGAAUGAUCGGGAUUGCUAGCUCAGCCGCCUCGCUGCGUAACAGUAUAUUGACACUGCGCAGUCAGCUCGACGAGCUCCGUUUGCUGCACACCAACCAUUCCCGCAACUUCAAGAUAUUUAUCAACCAAUCUCUGCACGACUUUAAUGCUCUUGCAGCCACCGUAUCCCAAAACGAACGCACUGGAAAGAGCAGUGGGCAUUCUAUUAGAGACCGUCGCUUCCGGGUCCAAGAUGAUUAUGACUCUUACAUGAAGAGGCAGAACAACACAAGCACACACCUUAGCCGACUUGAAGAGGAAACAGAGCGCCUGCGUCGUGACGUGGUGCAGCGCAAAUGCGUACUUGAGACAAAUCACGUGCACAGGUUAAACUCAGAUCUUGAGUCGCUUGGAAAGUCUUUAGCAGAAUUGAAAAGUCGUUUUUCCGGUCUUCAUGAUAUGUUGAAAAUUGUUAUGGCUGGCGAGCUAGAAAUUAUUGUCAACGAAGAAAGAUUUUUGAAGGAUGAGCCUGGUAAUCUCGAUAACUUGUAUGCACGCUGUAAGCAUUUGUCAGGGACGCUGUUGACCCUUCAAAGGCUGGCAUCUGUGCAGCAGAUGGCAAGGUCCAAUGAGCAGCAGCAUCAACAAUUGCAACAUCAAGAUGUAAAUCAAAACCGGAUCAAAGUUACUGUUAAUCAUCACAGCCUAUGUCUAGUGGUGAUGAGAGUAACAUUCGCCGGACAGCAACAACGACAUCCCGAACUGUACGUUUUACAUCUGAUGGUACCAGUGGAUACCUAUAAAGACGGUGCCAUUUAAGGCAAAAUGUCCCUCAAAGGAAAUAUCAAUACCAACUUCUGUUUCACAGUGUUCGUGCUCGUUCUGUGACCAUUCUAUUUCAUUCGUAACGUUUUUUAGAAGAGUCAGCCCUUUAGUCAAACAGGAUGAUAGGCAGUCGUAUGGAGUUUACAGAUUUCUGUGUCACGUGGGUCCUUUCAGUCUUGCAGUCAAUUAUGUAAGCCAGUAUUUCUAUACAGGUUAGGUUUAUAGUGGCCAGAAGAAAUGGACGCGCUUUAAAGGUCAUAUUACAAUUUUUUGUCAAGCUGGUAGUAAAAAUUAUUGUAGACCAUUGUGUUUUUUAUAUUGCAUUUUUCAGAUUUUUAUUUCUUUCCUUAAUUUUCCCUUUUUGUCAUACUUGUAUUGAUGAAGAGUUAACAUUUUCACAGCUGUUUACUGCCGAAUUUCCGGUCCUCGGUACUUAGCCUUUGUAAUAGUUUUUUUAUCGAUCUGGAACGACCUAGCCCAUGUUUUUUGGAAUCAGGGAAUUUCCAACAGAAUACAGUAUUCUCUCCAACUAACGGACACCGUCGGGGCAAGAGAGAGGUGUCCGCUAAUUGGAAGUGUCCGCCUGAGCUAAUUGGAAAGUUUUGCAAUGUAAGUCCCAAAUUUGAAAAUAGACCCGAGUUUAUUAUUUAAAAGGUGUAAUCAGUGGUGAUCCCAGGAGAGGGCUAAGGGGGCUACAGUCCCUCCGUCGGAAGCAUCUAACGUUGGAAGCAUCGGAGAAAAUUUUUGGUUAUUGUCGGAGCAAAUUAGACAAAGUAACGUAUGAAAACUGCAUAUUUUAGUCAUUUAAGCCCCCCUGUCGGAAGCUCCAACCCCUCUGUCGGAAGAUCUCGGGCGCCACCUUUGUAAAAAAGAGAAAAACUAACCAAAUUGAACGUAACAAAUCUUUUUUUACAACAAGAAUGGAUAUCAACAUCAUAUAUGAUAUCAACUACGAACGCAAAAUUUGCAAGCAAAUGUUUAUUUACCAUACUGUAUGUUUUUGCUAAAAAAAGUCUUUAAUUGACGGUUGUUUUUUGUUGGUGACACGAAUAACUAAGAGUGUCCGCUAAUUAACACGAAAAUAUUGUCCGUUAAUUAGAGUGUCCGCUAAUUAAGUGUCCGCUUUUUAGAAAGUUUUUCAUGAGAUUUUGACCAGAAAACGAUAGGGGAAAAAAAUUGUCGGCUAAUCAGUGGUGUCCGCCUUUUAGAGUGUCCGUUAAUUGGAGAGAAUACUGUAGACACCAUAGCCUUCGUUUGUCGCUUAUUCUCGGUACCUGUUUCAAUAUAAUUUUGUGAAACAUCGGGUGUAUUUGCGGAGUGUUUAUUGACUAAAUUAGCAACAGAAACAUUUUAGUUUUAUUUUAGUGGUAAGAGUUUUGUAUUUAUAAGACGGAUCUUUUACGAACGAGUAAUUUUCGUAAUUUCGCCGAGCGUUGGUUGCCCCAGAUACCUUUCAACCAUUCCACAUGGGAGAAAAGGCGUUUUGUUUAUACUUAAUUCGUCAAUGCUUUCUAAAACAUUAUUUACGUUACCUGCAGCAAGUUCAAGCUCAAUCGCAGUUCUUAUUAAGGCUGCACUAUGCAUAUACGUUUUGGCAGACAUUUCAUCCCAGGGCCUCCGACGAAGGGAAGCCGGGGAAGCCAUGCCCCCUCCAUUAUUUUUCAAAAUAUUUUGUAAUGAUUGUUAAAUUUUUCCAUGCCCCCUCCCCCACUUUCCAAACUGCGUCGGAGUCCAUGUAUCCAUUUACUUACAUCAAUAUUAAUGCAAAUCCAGUUUUCUUAGAUUAGGAAAAUCGAUCCUGAUCUGUUUUAUCAAUAAUAUAGGAUCUGCAUACACAUUUCAACUGUAAAAAUUAACAAUAUCUGUGUGGUUAGAAAGAAGUGGCAUUCCAUUCUUUCCACGUCGACUUAAAUUUCCACCGACAGGGCAAAUUGAGUGUAUUUUUUGUAGCUGUUUGAUAUUAUUGAUAUUGUCAAAAUUCUAGCCUUUUUCAUCCCCAGGAAGGUUGCUGGCGAGCCGUUUAUGAGAAUGAAUUUUGUAUUUAUUAUCUCAACAGGAUUUAACUUUUUUAAGACUGUAGAAUUCAUGAUUAUUAACAUUAAAUUGAUAAGUUUAAACAAAA
Molecule: messenger RNA, 5756 nt
Organism: Rhopilema esculentum
Lineage: Eukaryota; Metazoa; Cnidaria; Scyphozoa; Rhizostomeae; Rhizostomatidae
Product: coiled-coil domain-containing protein AGAP005037
Cellular component (GO): cytoplasm
Source: RefSeq, a predicted model, not a curated record